Messenger RNA from Zeugodacus cucurbitae (melon fly), 5200 nucleotides. RefSeq lists its product as uncharacterized. Gene Ontology annotation, cellular component: cytosol; P granule. The record is from RefSeq and is a predicted model, not a curated record. NCBI's taxonomy places the organism in Eukaryota, Metazoa, Arthropoda, Insecta, Diptera, Tephritidae. The transcript has 13 exons. The coding region runs from base 211 to 4257 and encodes 1348 amino acids. Gene Ontology annotation, biological process: regulatory ncRNA-mediated post-transcriptional gene silencing. Gene Ontology annotation, molecular function: RNA binding; ATP hydrolysis activity; 5'-3' RNA helicase activity.
ACAGCCAUCACUAUCAACACCACUGCAAAUGCAUGUAUUUACAUAUAUAUAAUUAAGCAGGAAAACUGUAAAUACGCUGAGCGUUUGCAGCAAAAGUCAUUGCUAAAACAACCGCCGAAGUGGAAGAACAGUUAUUUUAAUAAUUGAAUUGAGAAUUUCUUUGUGUUAUUGUUUCUACUAGUGUCAAUAUUAUUAUUUAAAGGAGUAAAAAUGUGUGAUACUUUCAAAAUGAGAGAUGGAUUUUUACAAUUCACAGAGUUAAAGGAUAAGGACGAAUGUGUUAACCCUGAAAAUAUAACAGCAGAAAAUAAAGUUGUAAAACCUAAUAAAGCUGAAAAAUGGGAAAUUGAGGCUAUUGGUCAGUUCCUGUUCGAAGAGUAUCAGAAUUUGUUGUUUGGCGUAAGAACCGAAUGGCUCGUACGAAAGUGUAUAUUACGUGCAAAAUAUGUGAAAUUCAUCGCGAAUGCAAAAACUGAAGUGCGUCAGCGUUUAUUGGAGGCAAACACCAAAUACGGCAUUGGUACUCUGCUGAAUCGCACCAAUUACCUGAUAAACACGAAUCGUGACAGUCCGUUUUAUCGCAUUAGAACCACAACCUUUUUUGAAUAUACCAACAAGUUACUUGAAGAAUUUGAUGAAAAACAAAAGAAUGGCCAAUCAACGGAGAUUAUGUCAAACGGAGAAGAAUGCAAAACAGCUAUCAAUGGUGAUCCAGCGCUGACAGGUUCACUAGAAGUGGACGAAAAUGCGCCCACCCAUGAACUGCUCUACGAAGGUAGUCAGUUGCAACUACGUAUACCGUCGUUCCAACUGACUAAUAUGGGCUGCUAUAUUUGUCAAAAGAAUUUCAUCUCACCAAAUGAUUUCGAGGAGCAUGUAUUAUCGCAUGGUGAUGAGUCAGAUUUUAAAAUACUUGAAGGUUAUGAAAAAUGCGCAACACCAAUAUUCAAACUCUCCUAUAAUAUUUGCAAAAAUUCGCAUUAUUUUCGUUUCAAUUUGGAAUCGUUGAAACCGAACAUUGUUAUUGAGAAACUGGUUAUCGUACAAACACGCACAUUUUACUAUGUGAAUAAUACGCGUGUGCCGUAUGCGUUGGAUGCGAAUCGCAAAGAUAGUUUUUUUGUCGAUAGUCAUCUCUUUCGUAAAGGAGUUGUACAACCAAUUGUUGUGGUAUUUCAUGAAGCAUCCUUGCCAAUGCAUAAUGUAGAGCAGCAUCAUUUUUGUCGCAUUGAGGAGUUUCCUGUUGUUCAUUUGAACAUUAAUCCAUGCCGUUUACCAAAUAAAAUUACAUUUAAACCAAAAUUUAAACUUCCUCAAUACAUGCCGCCUGUGGAAAUUCGUCGUGCUUUACAAAAGGAUUCUAUGGACGCACCACUUGCUGAAUUAUCCAAUGAGUUUAGAGAUUACAUGUUGAAUAAAAAAACCUUGACGCAUCACAAUGCACGCGAGGUAGUUUUGAAGCUCUUACAGAUCGAGGAUUGGGAUACAAUGCGCGAGUAUUCGAGUCUGGUGCAACGAAAUGUCCAAUUGCGCACAUACGAAAACGACUAUAUUUUGAAGCUAAAACUACCAAAAAAUAUACGUUUCGAGAAUAUAAUUUUCCCCUAUGAUGACGUCAUUGUCUUGCCCGCUGAGGAAAGUAACGUCUUAUCGACAUCCAUUGAUGAAUUAAUGAAAAAAAUGGAACAGUUGGUUGAUGAAACAGCUGCAAAACAACAAACGGCACAGAAAAAAACGAAAAAAUAUAUUGGACAAAUUGAAUGCAUUUCCUAUGGACGCGUAACAUUCAAAUGUCAACAAAAAAUACCAAGUGACAAAUUGUAUACCAUCAUUUUUCGUCCAUCGCGCUUGGUUUUACGUUAUCAAUAUCGCGCCUUAGAACAAAUGGUUGCCAUGCCGCCGUGCUUAUUAAAAGAAUUACUUUUUCCCGACGAAAUUUUAACUAGAGAAUUGCCAGUUUUUAAUUUGAAUCUGCUAAACAAAACCAUUUAUCGCAAUCCGGAACAAUUGCAGGCUGUAAAAUGUAUGGUGAAUAUGAGCGCGACACCAAGUCUGGAGCCGUAUAUAAUUUUCGGACCACCAGGCACCGGCAAAACGUCAACACUGGUCGAAGCCAUCUAUCAAAUAUAUAUGCUGCAACCGCGAUCGCGCAUACUCAUUACAGCUGGUUCGAAUGGCGCUUGCGAUGAGAUCGCCUUACGUCUCUGCAAUGCGCUCUCACCGCAUAUCGAGCGUCAAACCAUUACACGUAUUUAUUCACGCUCAUAUGAAAAUCGUGCAGAAAACAUAAACGAAACUCUGCUGGAAUAUUCGAAUUUGUAUGCCGAUCAUUUUCUACCGGAUAUAGAUGUGUUGCACUCAUAUCGCAUUGUUGUAUGCACCUUAAGUAUGGUCGGACGUUUGGCGACUGGCAGAUUUGGUAAGGAAAAGGAUGGCAGCGGUGUGUUUUCGCACGUUUUUGUUGAUGAAGUGGCUGCUUCAACCGAGGCGGAAGCAUUAGUUGGUAUAACGGCAACAAUAACGGCAAACUCGCGUUUAGUCAUUGCCGGCGAUCAUCAGCAGUUGGGUCCAAUAUUGAAUUCGAAACGUGCCGCUAAUAUGGGUUUGGAAAUGUCGUUAAUGGAACGUCUAUUGACACGCGAGUGCUAUCGUGUCGAUGAGGAAGGCAAUUAUAAUCGGCAAAUACAAGCACGUUUACGUCGCAAUUAUCGUUCGCAUCCGGAAAUUGUUAAACUCUUUAGUGAAAUGUUCUAUAAAGGAGAAUUGAUAGCAGAAGCUGAACCGGAGGUUCAGCAGUUGUGUCGCGACUGGCAUCGCGCACCCAAUGCGGACUAUCCAAUCAUUUUUCAUUCCGUUUUCGGACCAGAACAGCGUGAGAAUAAUUCCACCAGUCGUUACAAUCCGCUGGAAAUUCAAACUGUCAUGGAUUAUGUGCGUGAUCUCUUAUGUUUCGGCAUUAAAGGUCAUAAGGUCGUGCAGAGUGACAUCGGUAUUAUAACGCCAUACAAGAAACAAUAUAUACGCAUACAGGAAGAAUUGAAUUUACGCAAUUGGUAUCAAAUCGAAACGGGUGCCGUUGAAUCAUUUCAGGGCAAAGAAAAAAACAUCAUAAUUAUCUCGUUUGUGCGUUCGUUUACCAACAAUUUGGGCUUUCUCGAUAGUCGCAAUCGUCUAAAUGUCGCACUGUCACGUGCACGUUCGCUACUAAUACUCAUCGGUAAUCCGCGUACACUAAGCAUCAAUGGCGAUUUCAAACAGAUUAUCGAACUUUGUCAGCUGCAGAAGACUAUGGUGGGCGCUGCAUACUACGAGAAUGAUAGCAAGAGACCCACCAACAAAAGCAAUGAUGCAACGCUGCAGCAGCUUACCAAAUCCAUGGAGAAGCUAAAUGUGGGUAAAGCGCAAGGCAGCAAUGGUGCCAAGUCGAAAAAUGCUAAGGGAAAAGCUAAAAACAAGCAGGCGGCUAAUAAAACUAAAAAUGCAACCAAAGCAAAUGAAAGUGCAGCGUCUGUAAAUGAUGUGCUCAAAAGCAACAACAGCAGCAAAUUCAAAAUGACACAGCCAACGUCUGUGGAAAAGCAACGCCAAACUUUUGAGCUGUUAAAGAAUUGUUAUGAAACCGAUGGACUUGACAAUCUUGUGGAGCCUAGGAGUAGCAAUGGGAAUCGUAAAAACGCUAAUAAGAAGAAGCCGAAAACUGAAAUUGAUGAACUGUUUGAUGCACUGCCGACCGUACCACGUGACAGAAAGCAGCAGCUUCCGCAACAUGAUUUUGAAAUAGUUGAACUGACGACAGAUCCAACUGAAGAACAUGAGGAAUUCCAAAAGCGUUUGAAUCGUCUACAAAGAAUGUCAACAACACCAAAGCCAACAAUAACACCAAGACCAAUAACAUCAAUAAAACCUAUAACAUUAACAAACCCACCAUAUAAAGCAAAACCUACCACUAGCAAUGCAACCAUAUUGAAACCCACCUUGAACAACAACAAUAACAAUGCAUCGAAGGUAACAGCAUCAAUUGGUUAUCGUGCUGAUGCAUACGCUAUGCCAUCGUUUAGGAAUGCCACACCAGUUGCUGCAACCUGGCAGAACCGAACUACUCCAGCGGCUAGUGUAAAUACAACCAAAACAACAAGCGGCACGUCUAAUCCGUGGCGGCCAACGGAAAAUCUGGGUCGCACCGAGUUCCCCACAUAUCCGAGAUAUGUUCCCAAUCCGCCGCCAAAAAAAUCGAAAUCGAAUUGUGUCAUUGCUUAGGAAUGGUAGUUGUUGUUGUUGUGUAAACACUACCGUUGUAAGCGUAUAUGUUGUACAUUUUUUUUCGAUUUUUAUUUUCAUAACAAUUAUGCAAAGUUCCUACUGGAUAAGCGCGUUAAGCGUGUUUAUCUGGGACUUUCCUCGUAGUUUUGCGGAGACAUUGGUUUGAAAAUGUGCGAGAAAAGUGUAAAGGGGAAUUUGUGUUGAGUUAUUUACGGUGGGGGUGUGUGUGAAUGACAAGGUUUCAAAAGCUGAAGCUUUUUGUUUUUCAUUUACUACCCACUGCCUAAAUCGUUCAAUGCUCUCUUUAUACUCAAAUAUUUUCUCGUUUUUUUAAGCUAUUGUUUUCGCAAAAAAAAAAAAAAUAUAUAUAUAUAUAUAUGUAUAUGUAAAUAUAUAUAUAUAUGUAUAAUAUUAUGUUUGCACGUGAAACACUACAACAAAUAGUGUGUGCAAACAUUUUGAAGUGUGGUUUAGACAGCGUUUCUGCCAAAAAACAAAAUUUUCAAAUUUAAAAUUUUUUUUUAAUUUUGCCAUUUCGUUUAAAAAUAACGUUAAAAAUAAGCAUCUACUUUUGUAGGGUUGUUAAUGCUAAGUUAAUGGCAGAGAGUGUUUAGUAGAAAAGAUGUUGGCCAAAUAGGCUUGCUAAGUUCUCCAUUUCCAAAAAUUAUUUGUGUUUUGGAUCUUUAAAAAACAGCAUGAUAUUCAAAACUGUCCGAAAGGUAUAAAAUCUUUGCAAAAUUACAGCCAGCUAUUUAUUUUUUUAAUGAUGUUCCUAAAAGAGCUUUAUAUCAAAAACUGGUCGAAAAUUGUAAAAUCGGUUAGAACUUGUCUAAAAGCUUUGGUGAACGUUGGUAUUUAGAAUUCUUAGGAAAGCUAUUCAUAUUUGAAUAAAUUGCCUGUACCAAAACUGGUCGAAAGACAUCAAAACUUUGAACAUAAA